Molecule: messenger RNA, 2955 nt
Organism: Cercospora beticola
Lineage: Eukaryota; Fungi; Ascomycota; Dothideomycetes; Mycosphaerellales; Mycosphaerellaceae
Biological process (GO): proton transmembrane transport
Cellular component (GO): membrane
Molecular function (GO): antiporter activity
Source: RefSeq, a predicted model, not a curated record
AUGGCGACCGCAACUGUGACCGAGAUGGUCACGAUGACAGUAAACGCGACAGCUGCGACCGCAUCCUCAAGUACAGACGGGAAUCGAGCACCACCGCAAGGAGGUAUUCUAGAAGGCAUUGAUCCUACACACUAUGAUUCAAAGAACCCGAUCAUCCUCUUCAUCAUCCAAGCCGGUAUAAUCAUUAUCUUCUGCCGUCUCCUCCACUGGCCCCUCUCCAAAAUCCGCCAACCUCGCGUCAUCGCCGAAGUCAUCGGAGGCAUCAUGCUAGGACCCUCAGUAAUGGGUCGUAUCCCAGGCUUCAGCGAAACGAUCUUUCCCCAAGCCUCGAUCCCGAACCUCAAUCUCGUCGCGAACUUGGGUCUCGUACUGUUCUUGUUCCUGGUGGGAUUGGAAGUGGAUUUGAGAUUCUUCGUAUCGAACUGGAGGGUUGCAUUGAGUGUUGGUGCUGCGGGAAUGGCACUCCCUUUUGGAUUGGGAUGCGCAAUAGCUUGGGGAUUAUAUCAUGAGUUUAAGGAUGAGCCGAAUAUUGUGGAUAUUGAUUUUGGGACGUUUAUGUUGUUUAUUGGUAUUGCUAUGGCUAUUACGGCUUUCCCUGUGCUCUGCCGUAUUCUGACUGAGUUGCAAUUGCUCGGGACGUCUGUUGGUAUCAUUACGCUCUCCGCUGGUGUGUCAAACGAUGUCGUGGGCUGGAUUCUUCUCGCGCUCUGCGUCGCUUUGGUCAAUGCUGGAAGCGGUCUGACAGCAGUCUGGGUGCUGCUGACCUGCGUGGGCUAUGCACUGUUCCUGGGAUUCGCGGUUCGUCCAGCAUUCAUGUGGUACCUUCGCCGCAGCCGUGCUUUGCAAGAUGGUCCAUCUCAGGCAGUCAUUGUCGUGACUCUCCUGAUCUGUCUCGGAUCCGCGUUCUUCACUGGAGUGAUUGGUGUGCACGCAAUUUUUGGAGCAUUCAUGGCUGGCUUGAUCUGUCCACACGAAGGAGGUUUCGCUAUCAAGAUUACCGAGAAGAUUGAGGAUCUCAUUGGUGCCAUCUUCUUGCCAUUGUACUUUGCACUUUCCGGACUCUCCACAAACAUCGGACUUCUCGACAAUGGCAUUACCUGGGCAUAUGUGAUUGGCGUCAUCGCAAUCGCUUUCAUUGCCAAAUUCGUUGGAGGCACCCUCGGAGCUAAAGCUAAUGGUUUGGUCUGGCGAGAGUCUUUCACGAUUGGCGCUCUCAUGUCCUGUAAAGGUCUUGUCGAGCUGAUCGUGUUGAACAUUGGUCUACAGGCUCGCAUCCUGAGCACACGAACCUUCACCAUCUUCGUCGUCAUGGCAUUGGUCACGACCUUUGCCACCACUCCAUUGGUCCAAUGGCUCUACCCACCUUGGUAUCAGCGCAAGCUGGAAGCAUGGAAGCGUGGCGAGAUCGAUUGGGAUACUGGCAAGCCUCUCAGUGACAGCGAAACCGACAGUGUGGUCCAGGAGAAGCAGGAGGCCACCAAGGUUCGCAAUCUGCUUGUCUACUUGCGACUCGACAAUAUGCCGACUCUGCUCGCAUUUGUGUCUUUGCUCGGCACCAAGCCGACUGAGAUCGUGCAAAAGGAGCAUCCUUCAAAGGAGCACGAGAAGCGCGACCCGAGCAUCAUCGAGAUCCCUACCAACAAGAGGGUUUCUGUCCAUGGAGUGCGCAUGGUCGAGCUGACAGAACGUGGAUCGUCUGUCAUGCAGGUCACCGAAGUCGACGAGUACUCAUUAUUUGACCCCAUCCUGAACGCGUUCAGAGUCCUAGGCCAGAUGUUCAACCUGACAGUUUCUGGCGAAGUCACCGUCGUUCCCGAGAGCGGUUUCGCAGACACCCUAGUCCACAAAGCCACAGAAGACGCCUCCGACCUCCUCCUCAUCCCCUGGAGCGAAACCGGAACCCUCAGUGAAAAGCAAGUCGUAUCAAACGACAACAUCAGAAACAAACUCGACAGCGCGUCUUACCGAGGCUUCGUACGAGAAGCCCUCAACACCUCCCAAUGCAACACAGCAAUAUUCAUCAAUAAAGGCUUCUCCGGAUCCUUGAAGCAAAAACCACUACAACUCCACCGCACAGUCAGCGCAAUGAGCAUCCGCAGCGCACGCGACCAUCAAACAACCCUGUUGAACGUCGAUCAAAGCCAUCAUGUCUUUAUGCCGUAUUUUGGAGUUGGAACGGAUGAUCGCGUGGCUUUACGUCUCGUCCUGCAACUCGCGGAAAAUACGGGUGUGACAGCUACAAUCGUACACUACGAAUCGGAAGAUAAAAUUGAAAGUGCUUCUACGGAAGAGACAAGCAUGCCAACCAAGCAACAUUCCGAAUCCAAGCGACCCGAAAUCUUCAAAGCAUUAUCCUUGAUGUCCAAGGGUUCGAACACCAUUGGCAGCGGGAACGGUAACAACAACGGAUCCCAUUCAGCUUUCUUCACCACGUUGCAAAAGUCUAUCUCCGCAGACGUGGCUCGACGAGUCGUCUUCGAUACUGUACGACACAGUAAAGAUCCGAUCCAAGAUGCACUUGCCAAAGCGCAGGAAGAAGUUGCGCAAAAUCCGAAGAAUGGCGGGGAUAUUAUUGUGGUGGGGAGACAUAUUAAUCAGUUUAAGAAUGGACUUAACAGUUCUGACUGUUUGGGUACGCCCGCGGAUACUUUCGCCAGUAGUGGGAUUCGGGCCAGUUUGCUGGUUGUACAGGCGAAGACGCCUGGGUCGGCGUGAUAGAUGCGAUGGGAGAUGCAUGGGAUGGGCGUUUGAUUUUGGCAUAUGCAUUGUCAGAGGAAGGGAAGCAAGCUUGGGAUAAGCUGAUCACGAAGUUAUGAUAUUCACACGCAACAACUGGAGCAGGUCGAGGUUGACGGAGCGAGAAUCUCCGUACCCAUGCCGGGUAGAGCAGAGUAGCUCUUCUUCACCCUGCUGUUGGUAGACUUUUCGCAAUUGGGAAACCACACUCACACCCAC